Molecule: messenger RNA, 1407 nt
Organism: Theileria equi strain WA
Lineage: Eukaryota; Apicomplexa; Aconoidasida; Piroplasmida; Theileriidae
Exons: 1
Coding region: 1-1407 (468 amino acids)
Source: RefSeq, a predicted model, not a curated record
AUGGCAGUCCCACAAGUAAUCAUUCAGCUUAAAGAAAAGCCAGGGAAUGAAAAGACUUAUGAUGGAUAUCCCCCUUCCAGAGGUAGGACUAUCAUUAGAGUCACAAAAUCUAAUUACCCUCCUGGAUCUGACUUCCUCAAGUAUACUCACGUGGACAGUGUUUCCAAUGGAGGAAGAUUUACACUACUGGCCGUACUAGAUGGUAGAAAACCUAUCAGUGUGAUUAGGGAAUACGGUAAAGAGGUGACAUCAGUUUCUGCCUAUUACUGGCAGCGUGAAAAGGGUGGACCUAAGAAGGCUCUCCUAGUUGAAGUAGUAUACAGUGGAUCAGGUGGAACUAAGUAUUAUGUCCGGGGUACUGGUAGAAACCAAUGGACUUUACUUCCUGUAUUCUCAGGUCCUUAUACAUCUAAUAAACUCACCAAUAGUAAUCUUGACCAGUUACUGGACGACCUCACCUGUGAACAUCACAACGCAGUUACUUUGAAUCUAACAUUUCAGAAUUCUAAGACUCAUAAGAAUGGAAGCUACUGCUGUUACAAACAUAAUCAUACUAGAGUUUCCGUUGAGCAAAAGACAGUUUCCUGUUCAAUACAUUCUGGCUCUGCUCCAUUCUUCAAACAUGAGGUUAAUUACGCUGGUAAAUGGAAGGUAGCAGCUAUUAAGUACUAUAAUAGUGGUCCUAAUACUCAUAGGAUAAGAAUAAAUAUUGACGGCCUUGGGUUACCUACCAAACAGUCAGUAAAAGUUACAGUUUAUGUUUUCUACUCUAAUAGUAGUAGGGAUCCGGUUCUAAUCUAUGUAGAUUCAUCUGGAGAUAAAAUUAAAGGAUGGUACCAGAAAGGUACUACAAAUGGGUGGAUAAAAGUCUCUGGUAUAUCUGAGAAUAUAACACCAGAUAAGUUAACUAAACCUAUAGACUGUACUAGUGAAGGCGAUUUUAAAAAACUUGCGGAGGAACUAAAACGACUUGGAUGUGAAGGCUUGCAAGAAUGUACUCAAGAGACUACUGAAAAACAAGAAGCACGACUAGAACAACUACGUGCUGAAAAGGAUAUAGAAUUACGUUCCGAAGGUGUUAGAGAUACUGAAGGACUAAGGUCCGAAGAAGGAAAGGAGGAAGAAAAGGAGAAACCCUCACCUCAAAUACAAGAAGCUGGUCCUUCUGCUAGUAAUAAAGCUCCCGGAGUUGGAGAACCUAAAGCUGCUGCUAUUCGAGGCGAUGCCCCUGUUGAAGCUCUUAAAGAUCUUGCUAAAGAAGGCUUAGGCCUUUCUGGUUGGGAUUCAUAUACAAUUCUUGGGGCCUUUACUGGUGUUUUAAUGGCAUCUGUCAUAACCACUUUUGCAUCAUGGAAACUUUAUAAGGCCUACCAAAAUUACUCUGACCCUUGGGUUCGGCAGAUCUGA